Epinephelus lanceolatus (giant grouper) is the source of this 2576-nucleotide messenger RNA. Its product is annotated as matrilin-4-like. Gene Ontology annotation, molecular function: calcium ion binding. The record is from RefSeq and is a predicted model, not a curated record. NCBI's taxonomy places the organism in Eukaryota, Metazoa, Chordata, Actinopteri, Perciformes, Serranidae.
AAGGCAGAGCAAUGCAAGUGCCUGGACAGAUACAAAAAGACAGAGAGCUGUGAUAUAUGCAUAUUUACUGUCUGGAGCUACUAUUGACUGAUUCUUCUUGCUAGAACUCCUCUCUUGACUUGUGCUGGGAUUUAUUGAGAAACUUUGAUCGCAGGAGUUGAGGAGAUAAACUUUGUUUUGAUAACAUGCUGCAGUUGUCACAUCUUGUCAGGAUGAGGUCCCUGGCCCUCGGCCUUUUCUGCCUGUUGUGCUGUAAUGCAGUUCGACUGGACAGACGGCGUCUCAGACCCAUUGCAGCCAGAGGUCGAGUAGAGUCUAAUGUCCAAACCAAACCAGUGGGGAUCCCUUGCAAAGCAGUCCCGCUGGAUUUCGUCUUUGUCAUCGACAGCUCCCGAAGCAUCCGCCCCAAUGACUAUGAGAAGGUCAAGACCUUCAUUAUCAACCUGCUUCAGUUCCUUGAGAUUGGCUCUGAUGCCACUCGGGUUGGUCUGCUACAGUACGGCAGCGUGGUCCAGCCUGAGUUCUCCCUCAACACCUACACCACCAAGGCUGAAGUGGAGCAGGCAGUGAAAAACAUGGAGCACCUUGCCACAGGAACAAUGACCGGUCUGGCCAUCCAGUACACAAUGGAGACAGCUUUCACUGAGGAAGAGGGAGCACGACCAGCUAACCUGCACAUCCCACGAAUCGCCAUGGUUGUGACUGAUGGGCGACCUCAGGACACAGUGGAGGAGAUUGCGGCGCAGGCAAGGCAGGCUGGCAUCCAGAUCUUUGCUAUCGGAGUGGGCAGGGUGGAUAUGAACACUCUGAAGGCCAUAGGGAGUGAGCCACAUUCUGAGCAUGUGCACCUAGUGGCCAACUUCAGCCAGAUAGAAACUCUCAUCUCGGUGUUCCAGUCCAAACUGUGUGGAGGUUCAGAGAUGUGUAAGGUGGUGGUCCAUCAGUGCCAGCACAUCUGUGUGAGCAGCCCUGCCUCAUACAGGUGCAAGUGCAGGAAGGGCUUCACUCUCAACCCCGAUGGCAAGACAUGUAAAGAGAUCGAUCACUGUGCUGAUGGCACCCGUGGGUGUGAACAGGAGUUUAUGAGCACACAAGACUCCUGUGUGUGUAAAUGCAGAGAGGGCUACAAACUCAAGCCUGAUGGGAAAACAUGCAAGAAGAUUGAUCACUGUGCUGAUGGCAGCCACGGGUGUGAACAGGAGUUUAUGAAUACAGAAGAUUCAUGUGUGUGUAAAUGCAGGAAAGGCUACACACUCAGACCUGAUGGGAAAACGUGCAAAAAGAUUGAUCACUGUGCUGAUGGGAAACACGGCUGUGAACAAGAGUUUAUGAAUACACAAGAUUCAUGUGUGUGUAAGUGCAGGAAAGGCUACACACUCAGACCUGAUGGGAAAACAUGCAAAAAGAUAGACUAUUGUGCUGAUGGGAAACAGGGCUGUGAACAGGAAUUUAUGAAUACAGAAGAUUCAUGUGUGUGUAAGUGCAGAAAUGGAUUCACACUCCGCCCAGAUGGAAAAACAUGUCAAAGUCUGGAUCUGUGUCAGACAGUGGACCAUGGCUGUGAACACCAGUGUGUCAAUACCAACGACUCCUACAUUUGCAGAUGUUUUCAAGGGUUCAUGUUAGCUCAAGAUGGGAAGCGCUGCAAAAAGCCAGACUGUGCCGAUGGAGUUAUGGAUCUGGUUUUCAUAAUUGAUGGCUCUAAGAGUCUGGGCCCUGCCAACUUUGAACUGGUCAAGCAGUUUGUAAACAGCAUUGUGGACUCCCUGGACAUUUCUAGGACAGGCACACAUGUCGGCCUUCUUCAGUACUCCACCAAGGUGCGCCCAGAGUUCACCCUGGGCCAGUACACCACGGCAAGGAGCAUCAAACAGGCUGUGUCCCGGAUACAGUACAUGGGGAGAGGCUCCUUGACUGGCUCAGCCUUACGACACAUGUUUGAGUCCAGCUUUUCAGCUAAAGAAGGAGCCAGGCCGAACAUCCCACGCGUCAGCAUUGUGUUUACUGAUGGAAGAUCACAGGAUGAUGUGUCUGAAUGGGCUAAUAAAGCAAAGAACUCUGGAAUCACAAUAUAUGCCUUGGGUGUUGGCAAAGCCAUUGAGCAGGAGCUGAGAGAAAUAGCGUCAGAGCCUGAUGAGAAGCACCUUUAUUACGCUGAAGAUUUUGAGAAAAUGGGAGAAAUUACAAAGAAGCUCAAGUCCAGGAUAUGUACAGACAAACCAUCUGAUGAAAACAUGUGCCAGUGUGAGAACGUGAUGAUGUUUCAAAACCAGGUCACCGAGAAGCUGAAGAAGCUGACACAAAACAUUGAAGCUAUGUCAAAGAAGCUGGAGACACUCGAGAAUCAACUGGUGCACAAAUGAAAGGCUGAGAUAUGUUACACCUCCGUGUGGCAUGCACAGGAUCCCUUUCAUCCUGCUCUACAAGCUACACUGAUACAUAUGCUAACACAAUGCUUUCUACUGAAGAUAUUUAUACACUUUUUGUAUACAACACAAUGUAUUUUUUGUCUGUAAUAUUUUUUGUUAUGUUUUGCCACAUCAAAUGAAUAACUACAGAAAACUGACAAAUAAACA